AUGGAUGUAGAUGAGUUUCUGGAGAUCCUAAAAGAGGAUGGUAAUGAGAAAGACGAAACAACAGAAGAGAUGCGAAGUGCCUUUAAACUCUUUGACAAGGAGGGAAAAGGAUGGAUAACGGCAGAGAAUCUUAGACAGGUAGCGAUAGAACUGGGAGAAGAGCUGAGCGAAGAAGAUCUCGAGGAAAUGAUCAAGGAAGCCAGCAAGGACGCCGAAGGACGGGUUGCUGAAGCGGAUUUCUUUGCUAUAAUGAAAAGGACUUGUCUCUACUGA
Angiostrongylus costaricensis is the source of this 273-nucleotide messenger RNA. NCBI's taxonomy places the organism in Eukaryota, Metazoa, Nematoda, Chromadorea, Rhabditida, Metastrongylidae. The record is from the annotation of a GenBank genome assembly.